Molecule: messenger RNA, 8807 nt
Organism: Taeniopygia guttata (zebra finch)
Lineage: Eukaryota; Metazoa; Chordata; Aves; Passeriformes; Estrildidae
Gene: PATZ1
Product: POZ/BTB and AT hook containing zinc finger 1
Biological process (GO): regulation of transcription by RNA polymerase II
Cellular component (GO): nucleus
Molecular function (GO): DNA-binding transcription factor activity, RNA polymerase II-specific; protein binding
Source: RefSeq, a predicted model, not a curated record
CGGCCCGAGAGCGCGCGCGCCCCCUGCGGGCGCCGGCGGGGCGGCGCAGCCCCCAUGGAGCGGGUGAGCGAGGCCGCCGCCUGCGGCCCCUCGUCGGGCUGCUACACCUACCAGGUGAGCCGGCACAGCGCCGACGUGCUGCACAGCCUCAACCAGCAGCGCAAGAACGGCGGCCGCUUCUGCGACGUGCUCCUACGCGUGGGCGACGAGAGCUUCCCGGCGCACCGCGCCGUGCUGGCCGCUUGCAGCGAGUACUUCGAGUCGGUGUUCAGCGGGCAGCUCGGCGACGGGGCAGGUGGUGGCGGCGGCGGAGCGGAGGGGAGCGCGGCGGAGGCGGCGGCCGGCGGGGCUGCGGCGGCGGCCGGCGGAGCCCCCGGGGGCGGGCGGGAGCUGGAGAUGCACACCAUCAGCUCCAAGGUGUUCGGAGACAUCCUGGACUUCGCCUACACGUCGCGCAUCGUGGUGCGGCUGGAGAGCUUCCCGGAGCUCAUGACGGCCGCCAAAUUCCUGCUGAUGCGCUCUGUGAUCGACAUCUGCCAGGAGGUCAUCAAGCAGUCCAACGUGCAGCUCCUCGUCCCCCCCGCACGCCCUGACAUUAUGCUAUUCCGUCCGGGUGCUGCUGACCUCGGCUUCCCUCUUGACAUGACCAACGGUGCCACUUUGGCACCCAAUGGCAAUGGCAUUGCUGGCAUGCCUGAAGAUGAGGCCACGCGGGCUGCGCUCACUGCUGCGCAGUCCUCCCUACCUGUCCUGCAGGGUGUGGACCGCCUGCCCAUGGUGGCAGGACCUCUAUCCCCACCACUGCUGGCCUCACCCUUCCAGAAUGUUGCUGCUAGCGCCCCCACUUUAAGCACCAAGAGGGGCAGAGGGCGUCCCCGUAAAGCCAAUCUCUUGGACUCCAUGAUGUUUGGUACCCCAGGGGGCCUGCGGGAGGCUGGUAUCCUGCCUUGUGGUCUCUGUGGGAAAGUAUUCACGGAUGCUAAUCGUCUUCGGCAGCACGAGGCUCAACAUGGGGUGACAAGCUUACAGUUGGGCUACAUAGACAUCCCACCCCCACGACUGGGUGAAAAUGGUGUUCCUGGUCAGGAUGACCCCGACGCACCUCGAAAAAGAAGCAGGACGAGGAAACAGGUGGCCUGUGAGAUCUGUGGCAAGAUUUUUCGGGACGUGUACCACCUGAAUCGGCACAAGCUGUCACACUCUGGCGAAAAGCCUUACUCUUGUCCGGUGUGUGGCUUGCGGUUCAAACGAAAAGACAGGAUGUCCUAUCAUGUUCGAUCGCAUGAUGGCUCUGUGGGAAAGCCCUACAUCUGCCAGAGCUGUGGAAAAGGCUUUUCCAGGCCAGACCACUUGAAUGGACACAUCAAACAGGUGCAUACCUCAGAGAGACCUCACAAGUGUCAGCAGGAAAAUGGCAGCCACCAUGGAAUAAGCUCAGAGACAUCCACAUCCAUAGAAAAGUUGAAACUUCAAGAGACUUGCAAUGCUUCCUUUGCCACGCGUGACCGUCUGCGCUCACACCUGGCAUGUCAUGAAGACAAAGUUCCAUGCCAGGUGUGUGGGAAGUACUUGAGAGCAGCAUAUAUGGCAGAUCACUUGAAGAAGCAUAGUGAAGGACCAAGCAAUUUCUGCACUAUCUGUAACCGAGGUUUCUCCUCUGCCUCCUACUUAAAGGUCCAUGUUAAAACCCACCACGGUGUUCCCCUUCCCCAGGUCUCCAGGCACCAGGAGUCCAUCCCGAAUGGGGGAGCAGCGUUCCACUGCGUCAGGACCUAUGGCAUCAAAGAAGGCCAGAAAUGUUCACAUUCGGACCCGAUUGAGAGUUCUGAUUCAUAUGGAGACCUCUCUGACACCAGUGACCUCAAGACUCCUGAGAAACAGAGCACCAAUGGGUCCUUCUCGUGUGACCUGGCAGUCAGCAAAAACAAGAUGGAGAUGGAAGGAGAGAAGAAGUACCCGUGCCCCGAAUGUGGCAGCUUUUUCAGAUCUAAGUCUUAUCUGAACAAACACAUACAGAAAGUGCACGUCAGGGCCCUUGGUGGCCCACUGGGGGACCUGGGUCCUGCUCUAGGAUCCCCCUUCUCACCCCAACAGAACAUGUCUCUCCUGGAGUCGUUUGGGUUUCAGAUCGUCCAGUCAGCAUUUGCAUCAUCCCUAGUGGAUCCAGAGGUCGACCAGCAACCAAUGGGGCCAGAGGGGAAAUGAGAUCGCUUGGAUCUUAACAAAGCAAAGCAGCAGUCUGGCUAUAAUGAUAAGAUGCUGUGAAUGAAAGAGGAAAUAAUGAAAUUUGGUUCUAUAGCUGAGAAUUUUUUAUUCAUUUUAGCUUCCUUCUUUGUCUCAUGCCCUACCCCAUCUUUAAACCUUCACUGGGGAGAGGAAGAAAAUGCUUCGUUAGCUGAUAAAUUACAGAAGAUGGUGGCCUUGAAUAGGAGACGUGACCCAAAACAAAUGGAGCUUUAGAGGCUGCUGGUGGUGUUUUGUGUUCUUUGAGAGUAAUCAAAAGUUACCAGCACUGGUCUGAGAAUGAGACAGACCUAGUGACUGAGGCGCCUGGGGAGCUGCAGCUACAGGGAGCUGUGAUUUUAUUCUCUCUCUAUUCCCCUGCCCUCCCUAAACUCCCCCAGAAAAACAGUAAGUUUAAAAAACAGACCCAUUACUGAAUAUAACAUUAAUUAAAACGCCCCAUGGUUCCUAGCAGGUUACAAUGUUACAAUGCAGUUGUCCUUUUAAAACAAGAAACAUUUAAAGAAGGUGAGAGAAUUUGAUCCCCUUCUGCCUUUGUGAGGCGGUGAGUGCUGCAGCAGGACUGAACUGCUGAGAAAAAUCACCUUUCAGAACAGGUUGUUUUUAUUACUUUUGACCAUUAAACUUGCUGUCAGGUUUUUAAUUCUUUAUUAUUAUUAUUAUUUUAGGACCUGUUGUAGUGAAUUGCUACUGAAAAGCCAGUCUAAGGCGAUACACAGAGCACUCGUAAAGCAGCAGUCACAUUAGGGUUAGUAUGAUUAUUUUUUUUAGAUGUACCAUAAUUAAUAACUUGGCUAGUUGGUUGUUUUAAGUCUAUGAAAGAAAUAGUUUUUAUGAAAAUAAAAAAAAAAAAAAAAAAAAAAAGGAAGGAAAAAUACCAUUACAGUCUGGUUGACUGGUGCUCAUUUUUCAUGUGGGGACCUAGGGGAUGAACACAAUCAGCUAUCGGGUUAACACUAUGUACCACUGACUUGUUUAGUGUGAAUAAACCCAGGGGUUCACAGAGUGAUUUUGGUUUAAUUGGAUUGGACUCUAUUAAAGAAGUUAGUAUGUUACUUUGCAUCCCCUCGUUUUGUCUGGUUUUUGAGCAGUUUAGCCACCUGUCCAAAAGGUGUGCAAAUGAGAGCCAGUAAAUAAUAUGUGAAUCCCAUACUGCACUGUGCUGUAUUCUCAGUGAGCAGGGCUUUUUGGCCAGUCAUGCUCUCCUGAUUUGUCUCUAGUCAGGUUUGCAAAAGCCACUGUUACUCCUUUCUUUUCCAAAUGAAAAGAAAUUGCAAACAGCAUAUAUUUGAAAAAGAUUUUAUUACAAAAUGCAAAGAAGCUGCACUUCAGGCUGUUGGACAUUCCAUUUAAUCUGAAAAUACCGCUUAUGCAGAAAUAAUGUAAUUUCUCGACCCUCAUUUUCCUUCCAUGUAACUACUCAUGGUUUUAUGUACCAAACCCAGGUAUAAAUGUUGUUUAACACAGGGUUAGGAGUUAGGAAUACUCUGAGUUUUAAUUAUGGUUCUGCUGUUGAUGCUCAAAGUCACAUAGAACAGUUACCUGAAUUUAUUCCUUAUUUUCAUAUCUGUGAAGAAUCUUCUCUACAUCACAAUUGUUGGGAGAGUUACUGAGCAAAGGUUUAAGUAGUGAUUUGGUAAACUCCUUUGUGUAUUGAAUGCUUCUAAAAAGGCCAUUCUGAAGAGCCCAUGUCCUGCACUGAACUUGCAUCCCAUGAAACAAUAUCUAUCUCCAUCAUUAAUACAGUGCUGGAGCAGGACGGACCCUCUUGGGCCAGGUUCUCGUUUGCUGCAGGAGAUCUGUCUGUGUAAUGCACAGAGACACAAAGUGGUGUUGUACCACAGCCUGCACUGCCCAGGUGCUUCUGUCCAAACCCUGCAGCUGAUGCUUAACUGAUAUUCCCAAUUUGUUUUUACUUUAGAAUUAAGAGAGGCCUUUGUAAGUAUAUGGAUUUUGGAAUUACAUUCUAAAUUCUACAGAGUUAGAAGACCCAGAUUCCUUCUUGUAAGAAGCUACUUUUUGUACUUGCUCUCGACUUAUAAAUCAAGGAUGAAUAAUCAAUGGCUUUCUCUUUAUAGCACCAGCACUUUCUAAAUUGAGAGCAUGUUGCAGUGGACUUGAUGUUUUGCUAUUAAUCUGUGUUGGGAGACUGAAGGACAUGUUCUUCUCCAGUCAUCUCCUCCCAGAAUCCUGGAAUAGGUGUGAGCCUCAUUUUAAAGGAAAAACCAGUGAAACAAACCCCACUACUAAAGCUUCAUGGAAUUGCUCUUGUACUGGUAAGAUUAGUAGACAGGUAAAACCAGAACAUCUUAGAAAAGUGAGAAAACAUUUAAAAAUACCUUACAAAUCUAGUGCUGAGACAACCUUAUAAGCUGCCAAGCAAAUCAGGAGAGAGCAGGCCUUCCAGUCAGCAAAACAAUUUGUUGGGAUUAGCAAAUGCAGCUGCAGUCACUGAUUUAGUAAUAGCUCAUAAUUAAUCCACAAGGAAAAUUUCUGUUGAACUGAGGCUGUAUGCUGAAAGACAGAAGUUUUUGUCCCCAGUGUUCCUAUAUGCACUCAAAGAAGGUGCAUUAAUCAUAAAAUUCAACUCCAAAAGCUAAGUCCAGAGUAUAGAAUACUUUCAUCCUACAUUGAUUUUAGUGUUACAAGUGGGUUGAAUUUUGGCUGCACCUAUCAGAAUUUAAUUUUGAAUGCUACAGAAUUUGACCUGGUGAAACAAAAGCCUUUAUUUGAAAACAAAGCCUUCGAAAACACUGUGUAUUCUGCUUGUCAAAGAAAAUGCUUACUAAGUUGUCAUGAAAACAUUGAAUAAAAACUACUUGCUUCUCAGUCUAGCAGACAGGGAAACAAUUAGGCAGGAGGUUAACAAUCCUGAAAUGACAGCUCUAGAUCAUCCUAGUGUAAAUGGGAGAGAUUUGUACCAACACAGGAGGCUGGUGCAGGCUAGUGCCAGUAGGAAGUUGGACAGAUCUUUAGCUGUGGUGUGUUUUCAGUGCUUUUUGCUUCUUUAGGGGCAUACUGUUCUAUUUUGGACAGUAAUUUAAUCUACAUGCAAAUUCUUUGUAUUCUGUACUUUGGGAAAUGCCUGUUUCUUAUAGAAUAUGAGACAGAUCCAAACAGAAAACUCAGCCUCUCAAGUUCAGAGUUCAAAGGGAAGUAUGUAACAUGCCUUGAGCUGUAGCUUGUUGCUAUUACAUUUUAUUUUUAAUUGGUGUGUAGAUGAUAGUUCUGAUUUGGGCCACCCUCCCUUCCUUGCCUUCCCCUUUGGAGGGACUGCGAGCCAAUGUUUGAGUUGGUGCACAUGUCAAGAAGGAAACUUCAGUUCAUGCAAAUUUAUAUAAUCAGACUUGUAGUACUUGUUUGUAUUAUAGGAGUCUCAUAACCUCUCAUCUGAGGCUCAAGCCUUGUGUAUUAGGUACGAAGAAAACAUCUUUGAUCAUUCAUAAUCGAAAUAUUAAAGACAGAAAGGAAUACAUGCUUAUAAGAGAAUGAAUGAAAGAUAAAGGACUAAAAACCACUUACAUGCAUGCUUAAGUGUUGUCUUAAAUGUGGGGGCACAAACUUCUCAGGCUUAUUUUGUUGCCUGAAUUUAUAAAUGUGAAUCCAGAACAAAUGCAAGGUAAAGCAAUUUAAUGUGAUUUUUUCCACGCUGAGUUAAAUUAGGUAACAUGACUUUGCAUUUGUCAUGUCUUAAAUGUGUGCAAACAGUGUGGCUCACCUGACACAUGGCAAUGUGCACGUGAGCUCUCAGUCCUGAGUGAUUUGCCCAUGAUGAUACGGGAAAUCGAUAGCAGAACCAGAAAUUGAACACAGAUUUUUCCUUCUCUCAAUCCAGUGCCUUAAUUAUAGUAGGGCAAAGUAUUAUAUAUCGGGGGAAUGGGUUUCUUUUUUGUUUGUUUUUAAAGCCUAGAACUAUUAAGAUGGUGUGGAGUUGGUCUUCCUACCAAUCUUUUGAAUAAUUGUAAAUGCCCAGUCACAAUUUGAGACCUGUUUGAGUGCCAGUGACUUAGGGAAUAUUUGUUAUUUCCCAUGUAUUCCCUGAAAUUACUGUUCCUCCCUCAACUGCUGUCAGCAGUAAGGAAUGACUUGAAUAGAAGAGCUGUGUAACUGAAUGUCUAUAACUCAACUAAUUGAAUUGCUAGUAUGAAAGCUAACCUAGAUUUUGUAGGCUCUGUUGUAACUUUAGUGUCUUGUUUUUUCACUAAAUCUUUGUUCCUAGAAUUCAAUAUCUAAACUUAUGUCUUGAGUCGGGAGUGGGAUACCACUUUCAGCUUUAAUUUUUUUUAAGGUGCUUGCUUGAGGAAGUAGAUGCCAAAGUAAACUUCAAAGGACUUCAGUGUUGGAAGAAUGAAUGGAGAGCAAGAGCUCUCCUUGGGUUUCAUGAGAGAUAAAUGGACAAAGUAAAAAACAGCCACCAAAAUUUUAAGUAAUGAAACAGGAAAGGUUUUUCUUUACCACCCACAAAAAAAAUAAAAUAUUUUUAAUCAUCACCAUGGUAUAAAAUCUGAGAGCAAGAACUAAACAACACAAUGUGCUGGCUUUUUCAGCAUUAUGAUUUUACCUUAACAGCAUUGUCAAUACCCAAAUGUAAAUUAAGCCAGCUUUGUACUGCUCAUCUUUUUCUUGGGCACAAUAGCUGAGUUUUAUUUGACCAGAGCAGAAGCUCAUAGUGAAUCUCUGAGAAGCUCACAGAAGCUCUGAGUAAAUCUCAGUUCUACCCUGAGAGACAAAACAAAUGAGCAAAGAGGGGGAAAAAAAUAAACCCACUAGGAAAAGAAGUUCUGGAAGGCUCCAGUGUCUCUUGAAAGAGCCAUGUUUUUUCAUCCUGAACAUCCUUUUCAAAACAAGAUCCUUCAGCUGUUGUGAAUGAGCCCUUGGGAACAGAUUUGGCUUCCAGCCCAAUCUGCUGCAGCUCCCUGUGCCUGUGAGAAGGCAGCAUGUUCCAGAGGACUGAGUCUGGGAUGCAGAGAGGGGGGGCAGGCAGUGCUCCUGGGCUGCAGCCACAGGUACUGCUACAGAGUCAGCACCAGCACUGGCAAAGUGUUGUGUGCCUGCUGCUUUGAUCCUCACCCUCCACACGUCCUGUGCAGUGUGGUGCCUCCUUGGAUGUGUGCACCUCUGCAAAUAGCUGUUGGCUGUAAAACAAAGCAGGAGCUAUUUGGCUAAGAAGAAAAAAGAGAAAGCAGCACUUUAAAAGAGUGCUAUGACAUAACUGCAGAGUGAUGCAGCCCAGGAGGAGGAGGAGUUGUGGUGAUGGUUGGAAUGGUUAUGGCACCUCAGUGAAAAACCACAACUGUGCACUCUGUGGUGGCCGGCAGUGAUGGCCUGUUCACCAAGAAUUAACACUCUGUGUCAUUUCUAGCCUCUUCCUGUGUUGUGUUCCUGUCUGUAAGAUGAGAUGAUGAUAACCUUUGGGUAAGAACGUGCCAAUAUUUAAUUGAUGUACCAAAUUGUGCUGCACAGUUAUGCUGCUGAACUCUGUCACAAAUGUUUGGCCUCACUGACUUCAGAUGUAAUGUAAAGUUAAACAAACAUUUGGCCACAUUUUUCCUGAAAGGUGUGAUACUUAAAUUUAUUUAAAGACUGCCUGGCACUGUUGAUCUGCUCUCAGGGUUUAUGUGAACGAAGCUUUUCCUGGGUGGCCUCCAUACUUGUGCUGCAGUUUUGGAGACCUGGAAGUGCUCUGAGCUGAGAUAUGCUAAAGGAGAGCGGUAACUGGAGUCUCAGUGAUGUUCCAGUGACUCCCUCCCAGCUCCUGUGUUCCGUGUGGGCCAUGGAGUCACUUCAUGCAGCCACUGGCAGCCAUAAAUGCUCUUGAGCAUCCUGCAGUUACAUAGUGACCUUGGGUAAGUGAUUUUAUAAUAAAUCAAUCUCAUGCUUGCUAAUACCUUUCUGGCUGCUGUGUCUACAAACUUGUGCCUUCUCCAGGCAAAUUUUACAUGCCCUCUGCAAAGCUGUCAGACUGACUGCUGGCUCUUAAGGAAUCAACCAAGCCUUGCUCUUGGGCUCAGAAUUUCUCUUCGGUACUGUUGUAAUCUGAAAGUUUGCUGCAAUUAGUGCAAAUAUGAGAAUAAGAGAGAAAAUAAAAGGCUGUUCUUAGAUGUCUUGUAGAGUGAACAACUGAAAUAUGAGUGUGGGAUGAGCCAGGAAAACUGGUAUUUUUUCCUGGCUGCACGCCAUAUGGAAGAGACAGUGCCUUGGAAGGGAAGGAGCAGAAAAGUUUGCCAUUGGCUCUGAUGAAUCCCAGUCCUGCUUCUACUGAAGUUGCUGGGAAUCCUCCCAUUGUCUUCAGUGGAGCAAGAAAGGAUCUUAGGUGAGGAUGGAUGACUCUUUCCCUACUUGAAUGAAGUCUCUUGCCUAUUUAUGGGCCUGCUUCUAUUGAAACCGAGCCUGUUUUAGCCUUUUUGGGUUCUUAGGGACCUGUUUGUAUAAAGCAACUUACCUACCUAUCUUUUUUUUUCUAUUGUGUGUAUUUUUUGUAUGUUCUGUUGGAAGGUGAAGCCUCUGUAGAAGGGGAUACAAAACCUGAUUUUUAAAUAGUAAUAAACCAAAAGAGAAUUAAA